AUGGCAGGCACAAUUAACAAGCCCAAGAGACCCAACUCCAAGCGGACGACAACCCGUCUUCGCAACAAGAUCCAAAAGGCCUCCGCAGCCAAGCAGAGAAAGGAUCGAAAGUUGGCCAAGAAGAACCCAGAAUGGCGAUCAAAAUUGAAGAAGGACCCGGGUAUUCCCAACCUCUUCCCCUACAAGGAGAAGAUGCUGGAGGAGAUUGAGCAGAAGCGCGCAAAGAAGGCCGAGGAGGCCCAGAGGAAAAAAGAAAUGGCCAAGGCCGCCAAAACAGGUGUUGCCGCCGAGAAUAACGGGGACGCCAUGGUAGAUGCGGGCGUGGACCAGAUGGAUGAGGAUGACGGAAUGGACGACGUCGACGAGUCGAACCCAAUGGCUGCCCUGCUUGCCAGCGCUCGUGCUGCCGCCGUAAAGUACGACAAGUCCCUUGCGGCGAGUGACGACGACAUGGACGAUGAUGACGAUGACGACUACGACAGCGAUGGCGACGCUUCUGAUGACGGCGCACACGUCUCCAUUGGCCAGGCGUCAUCACGAAAGACCUUUGACAAGGUCUUCAAGCAGGUCGUCGAGGAGGCCGACGUUGUUCUGUACGUCCUCGACGCCCGCGACCCGGAGGGCACUCGCUCCCGCGAAGUCGAGCGCAGCGUCGUGGCCGCCGCCGCGGGCGGCAAGCGCCUGAUCCUCAUCCUCAACAAGGUCGACCUGAUCCCCCCCAAGGUGCUGCGCGACUGGCUCGUCUACCUGCGCCGGUACUUCCCUACGCUGCCCGUGCGAGCGGCGAAUGCGGCGGCGAAUGCGCACAUGUUCAACCACCGCGACUUGAGCGUUCAGAGCACCUCUGCUGCGCUCUUCAAGGCCCUGAAGAGCUAUGCUGCCAGCCGCGACCUGAAGCGUGCCGUCUCUGUCGGUGUCAUUGGUUAUCCCAACGUUGGUAAGAGCUCCGUCAUCAACGCUCUGCUCAGCAGAAUGAGCGGCAGGGGCGCCAGCGCAGCCAAGGCCUGCCCUGCUGGUGCAGAGGCCGGCGUCACAACGAGCAUCCGCAAGGUCAAGAUUGACAGCAAGCUCACGCUGCUCGACUCCCCCGGUGUCGUCUUCCCGUCCUCGUCCUCGGUCCAGUCCGGCGGCCUCGUCACCAUCAAGAACGCCACCGAGGCCCACGCCCACCUCGUUCUGCUCAACGCCGUUCCCCCCAAGCAGAUUGAGGAUCCCAUCCCCGCCGUCAGCCUGCUGCUCCGCCGUCUCUCUGCCACCCCUGAUCUGCUGCAGAAGCUCACCGCCGUGUACGACAUCCCCGCCGUCCUGCCCAGCAGCGCCGACGGCGACAUCACCUCGGAUUUCCUGGUCCAGGUUGCCCGUAAGCGUGGCAGGCUCGGCCGUGGCGGUGUCCCCAACAUCAACGCUGCCGCCAUGACCGUUGUGACUGACUGGCGAGACGGCCGAAUCCAAGGAUGGGUCGAAGCCCCCGUCUUGGCAGUCGAGAAUGCAAAGGGCCAGAACGGCGCUACCAAACCAGCCAUCAAGAACGCCGGCGAGGAAGAGGUCAUGGCCGACCAGAAGGAGAUUGUCACAGAAUGGGCUGCAGAGUUCAAGCUCGAUGGCCUAUGGGGCGAUGACAAUGCUAAUGAGGGUGAUGCCAUGGAGCAGUAA
Molecule: messenger RNA, 1653 nt
Organism: Trichoderma atroviride IMI 206040
Lineage: Eukaryota; Fungi; Ascomycota; Sordariomycetes; Hypocreales; Hypocreaceae
Cellular component (GO): nucleolus
Source: RefSeq, a predicted model, not a curated record